This is a messenger RNA of Scheffersomyces coipomensis, 2755 nucleotides long. It is a transcript of the gene TUP1, whose product is annotated as chromatin-silencing transcriptional regulator. The coding region runs from base 313 to 2307 and encodes 664 amino acids. The transcript has a single exon. Lineage: Eukaryota; Fungi; Ascomycota; Pichiomycetes; Serinales; Debaryomycetaceae. The record is from RefSeq and is a predicted model, not a curated record. Gene Ontology annotation, molecular function: protein binding.
AAAAAAAACGAGCAGAAAAAGUUCUGUGAGACUGAAAGAGAGAGAGAGAGAGAGAGAGGGAAAAAAAAAGAAAAAAUAUAAACCCAGUUUUCGAUUUUCAUCAAUUUCUCUUUUAACGACAACAAUUAUUAUUACGUUUGCUUGUUCCUGACUGUUGCACACUCAAUCAAUCAAUCAACAUCAUCCUACUUAAUCCAGCGAUUGAGUAAUCAUUGUUUAUCGUGGAAUCGUAUAACUUCAGGAAUUUACUCGUUAUCAUCGGUGCCCGUUAGUUUCAUAUAUAUUAUUGGAUAUAUUUAAACCAACCCCAUUAUGUCAGUUUACACUUCCAAUUCGGCUGCAGUGGCUCAACAACAGCAGCAACAGCAACAACAACAGCAGCAACAACAACAGCAACAGGUUGCGCAACAACAACAACAACAGGCUGCUCAACAACAAAGACAACAACAUCAACAAAGAUUGAAUGAAUUAUUGGAUGCUGUUAAACAAGAAUUUGAUUAUGCUUUAAAUGAAGCAUCCAAUUUUAAACAAGUGAAAGAAGAUUAUGACUUGAAAUAUAGUCAACAAACUGCUGAAAUGCAACAAAUUAGACAAACUGUUUAUGAAUUAGAAAUGGCUCAUAGAAAAAUUAAAGAAGCUUAUGAAGAAGAAAUUUUAAGAUUAAAAACAGAAUUGGAAAAUAGAGAUAGACAAGUUCAGAUUCAACAACAAGCUGCGGCUGUGGCUCAACAAAAAUCAAAUGGUUUGAAUUAUGGAGGUUAUCAACAACAACAACAGCAGCAGCAGCAACAGCAACAGCAGCAACAACAACAACAACAACAGCAACAACAGCAGCAACAACAACAACAACAACAAAUUCAGCAACAACAACAACAACAACAGCAACAACAACAGCAACAACAAGCUCCUCCACCUCCUCCACAAGCUCAAGUGAUCCAACCUCAAACUCCUUCUCAACCUUUACCUCAACCUGUUAAACAAUCUCCUCAAAAUCAAGAAGUUAAACCAGUUACAAGAAAACAAGAAGAUUCAAAUGGUAUAACUAGUCAAGAAACUUCAACUGCUUUAACUAUUAUCGAUAAAUCUCAAUAUAUUGUUAAUCCAACUCAAAAAGCUUUACAUGUUAAAGAAAUCCCUCCAUUUUUAUCUGAUUUAGAUGUUUUAAAAGCAAAUCCUGACUUUAAAAAACAAAAAUUAGAUUAUUAUGUUUUAUAUAAUCCUGCUUUUAAUCGUGAUUUAGAUGUUGAUUUAAUUCAUUCUUUAGAUCAUUCUUCAGUGGUUUGUUGUGUUCGUUUCUCAAAAGAUGGUAAAUACAUUGCAACUGGUUGUAAUAAAACAACUCAGGUCUUUAACGUUGAAACUGGUGAAUUGGUUGCUAAAUUAAUUGAUGAUAAUAAUUCUUCAGAAUCGACUGGUAAUGGUGAAGUCAAUAAAAAUGGUGAAUCAGGUGAAAAUACUGAUGCUUCAAAUGCUGCAACUGCUUCAGGUUCUUCAUCAACUGCUGCUAAUGGUGAUUUAUAUAUAAGAUCAGUUUGUUUUUCACCAGAUGGUAAAUUAUUAGCUACUGGUGCUGAAGAUAAAUUAAUUAGAAUUUGGGAUUUAAAUACGAAAAGAAUUAUUAAAAUUUUACGUGGCCAUGAACAAGAUAUUUAUUCAUUAGAUUUUUUCCCUGAUGGUGAUAGAUUAGUUUCAGGUUCUGGUGAUAGAACCGUUAGAAUUUGGGAUUUAAGAUCAUCUCAAUGUUCUUUAACUCUUUCUAUAGAAGAUGGUGUUACUACUGUGGCUGUAUCUCCUGAUGGUCAAUUAAUUGCUGCUGGUUCUUUAGAUAGAACGGUAAGAGUUUGGGAUUCAACUACUGGAUUUUUAGUUGAAAGAUUAGAUUCAGGUAAUGAAAGUGGUAAUGGUCAUGAAGAUUCUGUUUAUUCUGUUGCUUUCACCAUAAAUGGUAAACAAAUUGCUUCUGGUUCUUUAGAUAGAACUGUUAAAUUAUGGAAUUUAGAAGGUAAACAAGAUCCUCAAUCAAGUGGUAAAAAAUCAAGUUGUGAAGUUACUUAUAUUGGUCAUAAAGAUUUUGUAUUAUCUGUAUGUUCAACUCCAAAGAAUGAAUAUAUUCUUUCUGGUUCAAAAGAUCGUGGUGUUAUCUUUUGGGAUCAACUUUCUGGUAAUCCAUUAUUAAUGCUUCAAGGUCAUCGUAAUUCUGUUAUUUCAGUGGCUGUAUCUUUAAAUUCUCAAGGUACUGAAGGUAUAUUUGCUACUGGUAGUGGUGAUUGUAAAGCCAGAUUAUGGAAAUGGACUAGAAAACAAUAAAUAAAACAAAUCCUUAAAAAUUGCUACAAUUAAUUAACUUCAAGAGACUCUUUUAGUUUUUCCUUUUUUCGAAAAUCUUUUAAUAUUUAUAUUCAUUCAGUUUAUUUUAUUGAUAAUAGAUAAACUACCCUCCUCCUCCCCUUCCCCUGCUUUCCUCAACAUUUUCUAAUUUUUUAUUCGAGUUUUUAUUAUUCUUCCUUAUUUGAUUUUUCCCUUUUGUCUUUUAUAUAUAUUUUUGUAUGUAUUGUAAUAGUAUAAAACCAAUUAUUAUUGAAAAAAAAAAAAGUUAUACGACAGAAUAAUUUCUGAACGACGCGAAAAAAAAUGAGUGUGUCGUUUUUGAAAAUUUAAAAAUUUUGGCGGUCAAUUAUUGUAUGUAUCUACUAGUAGACAUCAAACCCAAUCAACCAUGACUGUCUAUACUGCAUCGUGUACUGCUCCGGUCAAC